Candidozyma auris is the source of this 3315-nucleotide messenger RNA. It is a transcript of the gene SFI1, whose product is annotated as Sfi1p. NCBI's taxonomy places the organism in Eukaryota, Fungi, Ascomycota, Pichiomycetes, Serinales, Metschnikowiaceae. The record is from RefSeq and is a predicted model, not a curated record. The transcript is spliced from 2 exons. Bases 1 to 3315 code for a protein of 1104 amino acids.
AUGCUGAACUUGAAAACUCGGGUCCAUCAGCUUGUCAAGGACCUUCAUAACCUCAACAAUUGGACCAUUGAGCAGCAAGACCACUUCGAAUCGGCGUUUGAGAAUGUCCUUGCGCAUCUCCUAGACCUAGUGAGCUUUAAGGAUAAACACAAGGUGAGGAUCACAAUACGAACGUCCCAAUUCCCGGAGUUUCAGUUCACAUGCUACUGCAAUGUUCCACGUCAUGAUACAAGCGAGCCGGAUCUUCGACAGUUGGCGCAGUACAAGCCAUCUAAUCAUCGAGAUUCCAUAUUUCAUUCCCUUAUACGCAACCUCUCAAACGAAGGACACUUUCGAAGCCGACGCCCGAAGCGAGAAUAUAACCAGAUAAUAUCUGAAAUAUCGAGAUUCUUUGAGCUUCUAAUGCAGCUUUACGACGCAUCUCGAUUGGAAAUCUCAGAGUUCUUAUCACAAUGCCUCUCUUAUGAGUAUGCCCUCGCACUGGAUCUCGAUCAAAAUUUCGAAAAAGCCAGCAACACCACGGAACAGCUAAUGGACGCUCUAGAUGGUCUCAUGGGUAAACUCCCAUCUGAGGAUCACAGCGACUCCAUCUUUGAUUACAAAGCCUCAUCCUCUAGUCAAGGGACCUCAAAAGAGCUACUCAACUUCGAGAGCUCAGACUCUAUACUCAAUCAGGCCUACGAGUCAUUACUUCGUCUUGCGCUACUCAAACCUACUUCCCUGUUUAGCGAUCGAGUAACUUCAUUCGUGAAGGUGAUCCUUCAAUUGCUCGAAAAUCAUUACCUGAUUGAAGUGAUGCAGGUCCCUGCUGUGGAGGAGGAGAAGAUUCAGCUAGUUUAUGAGCUUUUUCUUGGUUCAGACAGAUUUUCUGGUUUAGUCUCUCGUCAGUGGAUGCGUGUAGCUGAAGAAAUUUUGGACUCUACAACAUUGUGGGAAGGUGACGAGUCAAGCUUUCACAUACCAGAGAUCGAGGGGAGCAAUAACUUUCUCUCUCAUAUUGACACGACAUUGAAUGCAAAGGGCUACCUGAAAGAGGAACUUGCUGUUUUGGUGUCGAAUUUGAACACCGUUGUGAACUUGCUCAAUGAGUUCGACCCUCAAUUCGACCCGCAUUUUGCACAAGUCUUCAAGACUUUCAUUGAUCUUGUAUAUUUUGAUCUCCUGAACUUAGCCACAGCUCAGGAUUACACUUACAUUGAGAAGUUGACAGAGCUCGUGCACCAAAUCAGUGAAUACGAGUCAAAUGAAGAUAUCAUGGAGGGCGAUGUAAUACGAGGUAUAAUCGAGAGCCUCCACUUCAUGCAAGGUUUUUUGACUUCUGGAUAUCACGAUUCAACCCUCCUAAUGCGACUUUCAACAAAGGUUAGCUUCUCGGAUUUUAAAACAAAGAAAGCAACCUUUAGAAGGUGGAAUGACAAAACUGUAACCAGAACUCACCUCGAUAGGCUUUAUCAACAAUAUCUUGAGAAUUCCAAAGAGGAGAUGUUGCAACGUUCACUCACAACUUGGUACAACAAAUAUAAAAAAUUCGUUAAUUUGUCUUCACAAGCGGAAAAUUAUAGCAGAAAAAAACUCGUUGCUAGAAUUCUCAAAGAUUCAUGGAUUCAAAAGUUGGUAGAGUAUGGUGAUUUUGAGUACCAGUCGCAAAAGUUUCAUUCGAAGAGGAUGUAUGAUAACUGGGUCUCGAAGAUGAGAGGAAUUCAGAAGAUGAAAAAAACGCUGAUGAAGUUUUACAAAACUAAUAUCCUUACCACGUCAUUCAUGCAAUUGAAACACAGAUAUCAGCGAUUGCAAAAUAAUGAGUCUAAAGCCGUGGAUUUCUAUCACGAAUUUGAAGGUAGGUGUGGCAUCAUCAUAAAAAAAUUUAUCCUCAAAAGGUGGCACGAAAUGCUAGAUAGUAAAUUCAUUACUUCAAAGAGCACCGUACUGGACUCAAGAGAUUUCGUUUUGAGUAAAAAAUUGAUUGCUUUGAGCGAUAUUGAAAAGCGAACCUUGUUGAUCAAGUACUUCAGGUUUUGGCUGAGGAUGCGAGCUUUGAGUCAGCUAUCUUCUAAAGCAGACAUGAACAAUCGAAGACUUAAAAAAUACUUCUUCUUUGGUGUUUGGAGAAGAGCGCUUGCUUUGCAUACUUUAUCGAGAUCUUUCACCAAAAAAAGUGAACGCGAGCUUAAGCUAUCAGCCAUCAAAUUAUGGACGGAGCGUAAAAAUCAAAAGCUCCAAGCCCUAAAAUUCUAUCGUGAAAAUCUUCUUCGAGUGGUAUUCAAGACGUGGAAUUUAAAGCAUAGGAAGUUUGGUACUUCUCAGAUGCUGCUGAAGGUCGAGGUUUUCAAGCUUUGGAAACUUCGUACACUUUCACUUGACAUGACAAAAAAACUGAAAAAGAAAGUAUUGCAACAAUCAUUUUCCACUUGGGUAAUAAAAUAUCGUCGGAAUCGUGAUAAUCUAAAGAAGGCAUUUGAAGUAAGGACUCAGAAUCUUAAAAGAGCGGCCUUAACCUUUUGGAUAACGAGAGCUCGGUUGCAUGAAGAGUACCUCGCAGUUGCUGAGCUAAAUGUGCAGAGAAGAAUUGUUCAGAAUUGGAAAAAGAGGUACGUCCUGAUUAAAAGUCUGGAGAGGAUGAUCAAAUCUUUUCAAGGAGGUCGAUCAUUAUAUGAUAAGCAGCUCUUACGAGUAUUCUUUGAACUCUGGAGAAGUCAAAUGCAAGCUCGGUUCGAAAUUCACACGCGGGAUGCCUUGUUGACUUUCGGGAACUCCGUUAGACGGAAAGGAACAAUUCUUGUCUUUUUUCGAUACUGGAAGAGGAGAUCAAAGAAUGCGCACUCUAGACAAGUGGAAUUGGGGAGCAGAUUGGCGUACUUCGAGAGAAUCAGCUUAUUACAUGCUCCAUUAUUCUCUCAUUGGAAGGAGAGGCUUGAUCAAUAUCAAGAGUUUGCUCAAAUGAGCGAUGAAUUUUACAAGGCGGUGCUUAACAAGAAAUUCUUACUUGUUUGGUAUGAAAGACUCGUUUUAAAAGUCAAUUAUCUUGACGAACUAGCUGAAAAUGUGUUGAGCCAAAAGGAGUAUGUGAUUUCAUCGGAAUAUUUGCAAAAGUGGAAUUUAAAAUACGUGAAGACCUACAAGAGGAACUUGCAAACUUGUGAAAUGUUUAAGGAGAAAUGGAAUUUGUCAAAAGCGAGAUCGUUUCUUCAGAUGUGGAAUUACAAAACAUUCAACAAGGAAACAGCUCGAAAGGAUAAAGAUGCUGAUCACUUUAUUGAAGGGAACACUAGUCCAACCUUUUACUCCUUCUUCAAGGAUUCGCCGGACGAGUCCUAG